AUGGGAAAAAUCAGCAGUCUUCCAACCCAAUUAUUUAAGUGCUGCUUUUGUGAUUUCUUGAAGGUGAAGAUGCCCGUCACAUCCUCCUCGCAUCUCUUCUACCUGGCCCUGUGCUUGCUCGCCUUCACCAGCUCUGCCACGGCGGGACCCGAGACCCUCUGCGGGGCUGAGUUGGUGGACGCUCUCCAGUUCGUGUGUGGAGACAGGGGCUUUUAUUUCAACAAGCCCACGGGAUACGGGUCGAGCAGUCGGCGGGCGCCCCAGACAGGAAUCGUGGAUGAGUGCUGCUUCCGGAGCUGUGAUCUGAGGAGGCUGGAGAUGUACUGCGCGCCUCUCAAGCCCGCCAAGGCGGCCCGCUCAGUCCGUGCCCAGCGCCACACCGACAUGCCCAAGGCUCAGAAGGAAGUACAUUUGAAGAACACAAGCAGAGGCAGCGCAGGAAGCAAGAACUACAGGAUGUAG
Molecule: messenger RNA, 462 nt
Organism: Rangifer tarandus platyrhynchus (Svalbard reindeer)
Lineage: Eukaryota; Metazoa; Chordata; Mammalia; Artiodactyla; Cervidae
Source: the annotation of a GenBank genome assembly